Messenger RNA from Puntigrus tetrazona (Sumatra barb), 612 nucleotides. RefSeq names its product C-C motif chemokine 13-like. The record is from RefSeq and is a predicted model, not a curated record. Gene Ontology annotation, biological process: lymphocyte chemotaxis; G protein-coupled receptor signaling pathway; cellular response to type II interferon. NCBI's taxonomy places the organism in Eukaryota, Metazoa, Chordata, Actinopteri, Cypriniformes, Cyprinidae. The coding region runs from base 168 to 452 and encodes 94 amino acids. Gene Ontology annotation, molecular function: chemokine activity; CCR chemokine receptor binding. Gene Ontology annotation, cellular component: extracellular region. The transcript has 4 exons.
UAUUUUGGCUUGAUCAUAGGUUGAAAAUAAAUUGUGAAGGAGUGAUUUAAUGCAGCAGCAGUGACAGAGCGGACGGGAUUCUCCUACUUUUUCAUUUUCUCCUGUUAUUAGGCUUACAGAGGCUUCCUUUUGAUUCAUUGCGUCAUCUUGAAGAAACAUCUUGAAGAAUGAGGACCUUGAUGUCUGUGAUGUUCCUGGUGCUCUUCUGCUCUGUGCAGAUGGCUUCAAGCGCUGUCAUCUCAAUUGCCGUGGCACAGUCUAGGUGCUGCACAGAGUUCAGUGACGUGAAGAUCCCUGUGAAACUGGUGGAGUCUUAUUUCUGGACCAGCAGCAGCUGUGACAGACGAGCGAUUGUGUUUCAGACGAAAUCAGGGAAACAGAUCUGUGUAGAUCCAGACACCACCUGGGUCAGCGGUCAUGUUGAUAAACUGGACAAAAAAACAAAAGUCUAAAAGAAGCUAUUGUUUCUAUUUGAACUAUGCAUUUCAUAUUGUAUAUGUCAAACCUUGUGCUAUUUCCAGUAUAUUCUGUAUAAUAUUGUAAUUUUACAGAAUAGUUUAUGUGAUUGGGUUCAGGUGUUUCAAUAAAAUAUCAAAUAUACUAAAUAUCAAA